CAUAUCGCCAGCCAAUUUCAUUGCGAAAAGUACUCUCACCGGUUGAUUUAAGAAUCCAUUCAUCACAAAUCAUUUCUUUUUCUGACCAAUAUUUCGUCAUUUCCCUAGAAGCCUCACAUUAAUAAUGCCUCCUGCGAAGAAAAGGAAGACGGCGAAGGCCUCUAAGGUCACAAAAGUCACACCUGAACCCGAAGAACCCCAAACAUCAGGAGGACCGACUGAGGAAGAACAAGUUGUUGACGCCCCUCCUCCAACAAACGAUGAGACUUCCCAAGAGCAACCACAAACAGAAGAACCAAGCCAACCUGCACCGAUAGAGGAGGCAGCAGCAGAGCCGGAAGCGACAACGGCAACGAAGCCCGAAGUAGCAGCAGCAGAAACAGCAGCCAAAGACCGCAUGGCACGUUUCCGCGCCCUCCAAGCGCGCGCAAAAACAUCAUCAGACCAAAACCUCGCCGAAGCAACCAAAGAAUCCCAACGCCUAGCCACCGACCCCACCGCACUCGCGUCCCUAAACCGGCGUCGCGACAUCGCAACACACAAACUCCUAAAAGCUGAAACCGAGGAAGCGGGAGAUGACUUCGAGCGAAAACGCGCGUGGGAUUGGACCGCGGAGGAAAGCGAGCGUUGGGAUAAACGACUCAAAAAGAAAGCCGCGCAUCGCGAUAAUAAUGCGUUUCAGGAUUACCGGCAGGAGAGUAAUAAAGUGUAUAAACGACAAUUACGUGACCUUGCGCCGGAUUUGGAACGGUAUGAGAAGGAUAAGAUGGCUGCUAUUGAGCGAGCUGCUGCGUCGGGCGGGUUGGAUAUUAUAGAGACGGAGGAUGGGGAGUUGAUUGCUGUGGAUAAGGAUGGAAGUUUUUACUCUACGGCUGAUUCGACUGCGUUUGCGGAGAAUAAACCGGAUAAGGCGGCGGUGGAUCGAUUGGUAGGGGACUUGCAGAAGGCGGAGGAGUCGAGGUUGCGCAAGAGGAGGGAGAGGAUGGCGCAGAAUGGCGACGAGGGCGAUGUCACGUAUAUCAACGAGAAGAACAAGCAGUUCAACCAGAAGCUGGCGAGGUUCUACAACAAGUACACGGCGGAGAUCAGGGACAGUUUCGAACGUGGAACUAUGAUUUAAGCACGAGAAAAAUUGAGGACAGAAGAUGAAGUGUAUUUUAUUUUAUGGAUGCGAGCAUGGAGAUCAUCGUCGUCGUCAUUCCCGUCAUCCCAACCUACUACCUAUGAUACAUGAUUACCUAGA
Messenger RNA from Hypoxylon trugodes, 1243 nucleotides. RefSeq names its product SYF2 splicing factor. Gene Ontology annotation, cellular component: post-mRNA release spliceosomal complex; catalytic step 2 spliceosome; Prp19 complex. The record is from RefSeq and is a predicted model, not a curated record. NCBI's taxonomy places the organism in Eukaryota, Fungi, Ascomycota, Sordariomycetes, Xylariales, Hypoxylaceae. The transcript has a single exon. Bases 125 to 1120 code for a protein of 331 amino acids.